Messenger RNA from Pyricularia oryzae 70-15, 1986 nucleotides. RefSeq lists its product as uncharacterized. The record is from RefSeq and is a predicted model, not a curated record. Gene Ontology annotation, biological process: carbohydrate metabolic process. Gene Ontology annotation, molecular function: carbohydrate binding; isomerase activity. The coding region runs from base 523 to 1503 and encodes 326 amino acids. The transcript is spliced from 3 exons. NCBI's taxonomy places the organism in Eukaryota, Fungi, Ascomycota, Sordariomycetes, Magnaporthales, Pyriculariaceae.
CGAUUGGUCUAUGUGGCUAGGUAUGUCACAAGCACUGCGUAGUAUGGUGAUCGAUGCUAAUCUAUAUCAAUCCAAGAACUUACAAGAAAUUUGGCGCAACUAAGUCAAACACAAUAGGAUCCCAUUCGAUCUUGCAAGGAUCGCCCGGUCUGCAUGUAUGUUGUCUCGUCCCAACCCCACCAAGCAGCCAUUGCAGCCCGUUUGAACCUGAGCCACCUAGGAGGUAGAGAAGUAGGUACCGUACCUGGGUACCUACCUGCCGGCAGGCCUGCCUGCCUUGAUUGCUUACUCAAUGGGAAUACAUUACCUACCAUACUUUGGGCAGGCACUUCAGGUACCUAGGCACCUUACCUAGGCUAGAGAUCGUAGGGGGCCGACGCACGCAACAUAGCUCCCCUCCCUAGCUGUAGUGUUCCUCGUCCUAGCGCCAGCAAAGCUCUUCCUAACAUCUGCAACCACCCAAUGAAGAAUUAGAAAACGGUAUAUUACACACUAGCCACACCCUCACAUUUACAAUUAAACAUGGUCGACCGUCCCAACAAGCCCUCGGCCCUGGCCAGCACGCCAGGCCUGCCGCCCCAGGCACAGGUCAGCAUCACUCACGACAAGUCCCGCGUCGAGGCAGUAUUGCCAACAGGCGAGAGCGUCGAGGUCCUCCUGUACGGUGCCACCGUCCUCAGCUGGAAGAAGAACGGCCAAGAGAAGCUGUGGUUGAGCGAAGGGGCGAAGCUGGAUGGCUCAAAGGCCGUCAGAGGUGGCAUUCCGCUAGUCUUCCCUGUGUUCGGUACGGCUCCUGACCACGAGGCGACCUCGGCACUCCCGCAGCACGGGUUCGCGCGAACCUCGACUUGGGAGUUUCUCGGCAAGUCGACAUCGGAGUCGGCGGGCGAAGGUGAUGGUGCACCCAGGUCUAUGGCUGACCUCUCGGUCAAGCUGGAUUUCGGCUUAUCGAGCGCCAACCUCGAUGAGAAGACGCGGGCACUCUGGCCACACCCUUUUGGAUUACUCUACAGCGUCACGCUGGACCGUGAUGCACUCACCACGAGCCUGAUUGUGACCAACGAAGGCGACAAGCCAAUCGAGGUGCAGGUUUUACUUCACACCUAUCUAAGAGUCAAGGACAUCAACAACGUCACAAUCGAAGGUCUUGAAAACGCAUCGUACAUCGACAAGGUCGACAAUGCAUCCACCAAGACUCAGGACACUGCUCCGCUGGCUAUUAACGGCGAGACGGACCGUAUAUACACACCCGUCGGUGGACCCCGUGCACCAGUCACAGUGCUCGAGGGUGGACAGAAGACAUUUGAGGUUGUGCGUGAUGGCAAUCUCGACGACGUUGUGGUCUGGAACCCGUGGACCGAGAAGGCCAAUUCAAUAGGCGACUUCGAGCCUAAAGUUGGCUUCAACAACAUGUUGUGUAUUGAGCCGGGUGCUGUGCGGGCGUGGCAGACGCUCGAAGCGGGAGACGCGCUUGAAGGUGCGCAGACCAUCAGGGCCUGGUAACUCGGCCAUGUUACUGGACUCUCUCAGAACGCAACGAGCGAAGCUGCUAGGCUAUGAGGCGUGGGGAUGAGAGAGGCUUAUGACGGUACGACAAGAUUAUGAUUGAUGAUUAGGAAUGUCACGCGCAAUUUGACGCGUGUCAAGCUAGCUGGCCGAUUUAUCACCUAGCUCGAGUUACUCACUCCUGGUCCCAUGAAUUAUCAAACGGCCGUGGGUGAAAUCCGCUUGAUUCCAAUGGACAACUGAUAAAGAUGGUGCUACAAGGAGUAAGAAAGGGUAACUUCAAGGGAGAGGGAACCCCUUUCAAGGGAGUUAAUUCCUUCACACAUGGUACCAUCUAUUAAUACCAAGAAUGAAGAAUCCAAAUCUAAAGGUGACUAUUCACAGAGUAAGCUGCCUUCAUUUUGUACGUGGGUGUGCGAUAUCAGUCGCUAUGUGUCGGGUUCAAUGUUCAAUGCGUUUAAUGGCCAUAGUGUGUUCGGU